This is a messenger RNA of Paramecium tetraurelia, 2487 nucleotides long. RefSeq lists its product as uncharacterized. The transcript has 2 exons. The record is from RefSeq and is a predicted model, not a curated record. Gene Ontology annotation, biological process: ribosomal small subunit biogenesis. Gene Ontology annotation, cellular component: nucleolus. Gene Ontology annotation, molecular function: RNA binding; protein binding. NCBI's taxonomy places the organism in Eukaryota, Ciliophora, Oligohymenophorea, Peniculida, Parameciidae.
AUGGUGAAGAAAAAUGAAAACCUUUAAUAGGAUGAUCAUCACGAAAGAUUCCAAUAAAUAAAACCAGAGUUCAAUGUUUUUAAUCGUAAGAAGUAAAGGAAGGAAAAAAAGAUGAUAAAAAAAUAGAAACAUAUGUAAAUUAAUUAAUAGAGAAAUUGGAAAAACUAGGGUGUUUAAAUUACUAGCUAAAAUUAGCCCAAAGAAAUUGAAUAGAAAUAAACUUAGGAAAUUAAAAAUUAACAAGCCCCUAAUCAACAAAAAUAAUAAUAAUAAUAAAAAUUAGUAAAAUAGAAGCCAAAUUCUAAUAACAAGGAAUUAGAUGAAAAGAGGAAAUAAUAAUUAUAAAGAGAAAUAGAGUAGGAAGAGAAGGAAAUAGAAAGAUUAACUAAAAAAUUAAAAUUGAAAUAGAAUAGAUUACCAAAAGCAUAAAUUAUGGAAGAUGGAUUGGAAGAGGACUUAUUUGAUUUUUUAGAUCAUAUAGAUUAAAGUAUUAAAUAGAAGGAUCUGCCUAAAACCUAUUCAGCUUUUUAAAAAAACAAUGAAAGUGAGGAGAAUGAAGAGAAUGAAGAUUAAAGUGCUGAAUAAAAUUCAGAAGAACAAUCUGAUGAUUAAGAUUAGGAUGAAUCAUAAGAAGAUGAAAUGGAAGAAGAAAUAGAAGAGGAAAUGGAUGAGGAAGUGGAUCAAGAAGAUGAAUAAAAUAGAGAAGAUGAUGAAAAUGAAGAAUAGAAUGAGGAUGAUGAUGAAGACGAUAUGAUUGAAGAUUAAGAAAAUUUAGAUGAUGAUGAUGAUGAUGAUGAUAUUGAUGAUGAUGAAAUUUAACCAGAUGAGGAGGAAAUUGAGAAUGAAGAAGAUUAAUAGUCAGAUGAAAGUGAACCUGAAUAACAAGAGAAAAAUUAAACCUUACAAAAAAAGGUUUAAUAACAAAAAGAAUAACCUGUUCAUGAACAAAAGACAAACAAAGUUUAGAAGGAAUAAUUAGAAAAAGAAAUCUAACAACGUUAGGAAGUUUAAUAUGAUGAGACCUAACUCAUGGAAGUUCGAAAGCUUUUGAAUAGAAACUUAAAUAAAAUUUCAGAAGCAAAUAUUAACAACAUUGUAGAUGAAAUUGAUAAGAUCUUUAAUUAACAUCCUAAGUAGGUAGUUGGAAUGGUGUUUGGUUAAUAAAUUGUUUAAUCAACAAUAAAACCUAUUGAAAUAUUACCUUACUUAUUGAGUUGUAUUAUAGCAUCAUCUAGUUAUUUUCAUUAGAUAUAUGACAAUCUAUUUUUUGGUGAGUUAAUUAAAUAACUUAUUCUUAAAUUAAGGUCUAAUCCUGCUAGCCAUGAGGUUAAAAAUAUAGCAUUAAUAUUAUGUCAUUGGUAUUUAUUUGAAUCAAUAUCAUUGCAAUUCAUUAAGGAAUUCAUUAAAUAUUUAUUGAAAAGUUAAACAGCAGACAAUGUUGAAAAUUUAUUAAUAAUUAUCUAAUAUUGUGGAAAGAAGAUUCGAUAAGAUAAUCCUGCAAUUUUGAAAUUGAUUAUCGAAGAUAUAAAGCAGGCUUUUUCAACAGCAAGCGAAUCUAGAACUAAAUUUUUACUUAUGACUUUAGAUGAUUUAAGAUUGAAUAAAAAAAUAGCAAGUUAAUCUGAAAGAUUAGAGUUUAUAUUAAAUUGGCACAAAUAAAGAACAUAAAAAUUAAUUCAUAGAAUAUUUUGUUAAGGUUUUGAUUUUAGUUAUGAAUCUCAAUUCCUGAGUAAUAAUUGGUGGAAGCCUAUAGUCACUAAUGAGGAGUAGAGUUAAUUAUUUGAAGAAUUUAAAUAGUAAAAAAGGAAUGUAAAGUUGGAAAAGUUGGAGCAAUUAGCUAUUGAUUAAAAGAUGGUAACUGAGACUCGUAAAACCGCAUUUGUCGUAAUUAUGGGAGCAGAUGAUUUGUUUGAGGCUGCUUAAAAUUUAGAUAAAUUAGGUUAUUUAAAAAAGAAAAAACAAGAUGUAUGUUUAGUAAUUGUGGAGAUGUGUGGUAAUGAAAAAACAUAUAAUCCUUAUUAUUAAGAAUUGGCUCAUUAUUUAAUCAAUUUAGAGAGGGGAAUGAAAUAAGCAUUCCAAUAUAUGUUGUGGGACAAAUUCAAAUUAUUAGAAAGCUACAGUAUAAGAAAAUUAAUAAAUAUUGCUAAGUUUUGUUCGAAUUUGUUAAAGAAGGAGAGUCUUAAUUUAUUAUUAUUAAAAUGGUUUAACUAUGAUGAAUUAUUGGAAAUUUAAGCACAAUUUUUAUGUAUCGUAAUCCAGAACUUUUUAUAAAACAUCUCCAUAGAUAUUAUGGCGAAGCAGAGCAAAAAUCUUUUUGAAAAUGCAGAUUAUUUACCUUUCAGAAAUGGUCUUUAGAUGUUUUUAAAAAAUAGAUUCAAAAGUUAUAUUGAUAGUUAAGAUGAUUAAUUGAAAUUCAGUUAAUUGAAGAAGGACCUCAGAAUAAUGAUUAAGUUAUUAGAUGAAGAUGUAAUUAAUAAUGAUGCUUGA